This is a messenger RNA of Rhodofomes roseus, 2612 nucleotides long. RefSeq names its product 2-isopropylmalate synthase. Lineage: Eukaryota; Fungi; Basidiomycota; Agaricomycetes; Polyporales; Fomitopsidaceae. Gene Ontology annotation, cellular component: mitochondrion. Gene Ontology annotation, molecular function: 2-isopropylmalate synthase activity. Gene Ontology annotation, biological process: L-leucine biosynthetic process. The coding region runs from base 129 to 2540 and encodes 803 amino acids. The transcript has 4 exons. The record is from RefSeq and is a predicted model, not a curated record.
CAGUCGCCAUUCUUGCCUUUGUGUUCUGGACUUCGCGAUGACUCGUGUCUGCCUGCUUUUAUAUGGACGUCUGCGCCCGUCCUAGCCAUACGCGUCACUUCAGUUAAUACCCUUCAAAACGAGCCAUCAUGCCGAUGCUGGCUGAUCCGUCCCAAAAGUACAAGCCGUACACCCCGCUCAACCUUUCGGACCGCCAAUGGCCCUCAGCAGUCGCGACGAAGCCACCUAUCUGGCUGUCGACAGACCUACGCGAUGGCAACCAGGCCCUCGCGAACCCAAUGACGAUCCCGCAGAAGACGCUCUUCUUCCAGACCUUGCUCAAGUGCGGCUUCAAGGAGAUCGAGAUCGCGUACCCCGCCGCUAGCGACACGGACUUCAACUUUGUGAGGGGGCUGAUUGAGGGCGGGCAGGUGCCGGACGAUGUGUGGAUCCAAGUUCUGACACCGGCUCGUGAAGACCUCAUCCGCCGGACAAUUGACUCUGUUGCAGGCUCGAAGCGUGCGAUCAUCCACAUGUACAAUGCGACCUCAUGUCUGUUCCGGGAGGUCGUCUUCCGGAACAACAAGGAGGAGACCCUCGCCUUGGCCGUCAAGCACACCGAGAUCAUCCGCAAGCUCACCGAUGAGUGCACGCAGAAGCACGGGACGAUCUUCAGGUAUGAGUACAGCCCAGAGACCUUCACGCAGACGGAGCCGGAGUUUGCGGUGGAGAUUUGCGAGGCGGUCAAGAAGGCAUGGGGGAGAGCGGGGACUGCGUUUGAGGACAGGAUUAUCUUCAACCUACCUGCGACGGUCGAGAUCGGUCCUCCGAACCACUACGCAGACCAGGUGGAGUAUUUCUGCCGUCACAUAUCUGAACGGGAGAAUAUCUAUGUCAGUCUGCACCCACACAAUGACCGAGGUCAGGGCAUCGCGGCUGCCGAGCUGGCCAUGCUUGCGGGCGCGGACCGUGUGGAGGGCUGCCUCUUCGGCAACGGCGAGCGCACCGGUAACGUCGAUCUCGUGAACCUCGCAUUGAACCAGUACACACAAGGGAUCAACCCCGGACUCGACUUCAGCGACAUCCAAACCGUCAUCGACGUCGUCACACAAUGCAACGAUCUGCCGGUGCACCCUCGCCACCCAUAUGCGGGCGAACUCGUCUUCACCGCCUUCUCCGGUUCGCACCAAGACGCGGUCAAGAAGGGUUUCGAGCACCAGCGGGCACGGUGGGCCGAGGCGGAGCGCAAGGGCGAGCCGACGAUUUGGCACAUGCCCUACCUCCCCAUCGACCCCGCGGACCUUGGUUGCAACUACGAGGCCGUCAUCCGAGUCAAUGCGCAGAGCGGCAAGGGCGGCAUCGCGUACCUCGUGCAGCAGCACCUCGGGCUCGACAUGCCGCGCAAGAUGCAGAUCACGUUCUACAGCGUAGUCCAGGAGAUCGCGGAUCGCGAGGCGCGCGAGAUGACCGUGGAGGAUAUCACGACGGCAUUUAGGAAGACGUACCACUACGGCGGGUCGACAUACGAGGGCAGGCUGGUGCUCAAGUCGUUCAGGAUUUCAGCGGAGUCGUCGCCGGACCUCCCGAGCGGAGACGAGGCAGCGGAUGAGCGACGCCAGUUCGAUGGCACGGUGUCAGUGGAUGGUGUCCUUCGAGUCAUUCGUGGAGACGGCAACGGCCCGUUGUCCGCACUGCUGGAUGCUCUCCGCACGCACUUGGAGAUCGACCUCUCUCUGCGCGAGUACUCCGAACACGCUAUCGGACAGGGCCAGGAUACCAAGGCCGCGUCGUACGUCGAGCUCGUUCCCCUCGCUCGUGAUGUGAAGGAGAUUCGCAAAUCGACGGAGUCGUGGUGGGGCGUUGGCGUCGACCCGGACAUUGCGGGAUCCGGUUUACGCGCGCUGCUAAGCGCGGUCAACAGCGCAAUUGGCGACCGGCCGCUACCUGAACUCAAGCUGAGCGUUGGUUACAGCGCGAAGACGAGCCAGGCAGACAUCGCGUCAGUGAUCCUCAAUGAAUUGUCCUUGGAGCUCCCUCGCCGUCUGCAGGCAUCCUUCUUUGAGGUCGUCCAGCGAGCCGCGCGCGAGACGGGCGGGCAGAUGUCUUACUCCGACCUCAUACAGCUGUUCAAAGAGACGUACGCGUUCGACAUCCCCGACAAGGACGGCCGCUUCGCCCUGCAGAGCUUCAAUAUGGAGAAUCUGGGCGAGAGCGGGCGGAAGGAGCUCACGGGCGAGUUCAUCAUCAACGCGAAGCUCACGAAGGUCGCAGGUCAGGGCAAUGGUCUGUUAACCGCGGCCAUCGCGGCGCUGAACGAGCAUAUCGACGGACAGCUGUCGAUCCGCGAGUACGCGGAACACUCGAUCGGCGAGGGUUCGGACGUGAAGGCUGCGUCGUACGUUGAGCUUGCGUAUGAGGUGGAUGGCGGCGCGAUCAAGUUGAAUGCCUGGGGCAUUGCGAAGGACACGGAUAUCACCGCGUCGGGUUUGAAGGCCCUGUUGAACGCGUCGAGCAGGGUGGACCACCUGCACAGGGAGCUGACGCAGUCUAAGAACCAGUGAGCAGUCGAAUGCAACUAUUAGUGUAUGUAAUGUAGUGUAUCAUCAAUGUCAAAAUGGCUGUAGCCUGUCCAA